AUGGACUAUACCGGGCCUGAUUGCUUAAACGAGGAAGGCGAUGCAAUCAUAGUCAAAGCUGACGAAGUGGAUGAGUCGGGUGCUGACAUCUCUACCAUCUCUCCUACGGAUGCCCCAGAAUCUGAGUUCACUGAGCGCAUUGAAUCGCGGAGGGCACACGAUGCUCAGUCAAGUCCCAAGAUCCUCGCCAAUGCCGUACCCAGUCCUCCAAGAGCCGCCACCCGCCCACUUCUCCGUCGAGAAGGCUCCGCUCCGCCCCCGCCGCAACAGGCUCCUCCACCUGCCCCACCUCAACGGCAAGAAGAGCAGAGGAAUCCAACGGACUCUUUGAGUUUGCUUGAGCUGAAGAGACUCGUAACCGAUCUACCCAAGCUUGAGCCUACAGCGUAUGCGUACGACUAUUCAGAGACAAGGUCGGUUCCAGAAGAGCUGGAGGAAUGGUUUUCCUACACAGAGGAAGAGAGAUACAUGCUGUUACGGGCAAAGCAAACAUUUGAUGAGAAAUGGGAACAAGCGCAGGCUGAACAACCAGUAUCAUCAGACAAAGCACUACAGUGGCAGGAUGUGAGUGUAGAAGACCGGGAGAGCUUUAUGGUUGGGGCUAUAGAAGCGUUGCAGAGUCCGGAAAUCUCAUCUCGGGUCAAAGGUCUGGAGUGCUUAUCUUACGUGGCUCUUGGGGUUUGGGGAGAUACGGCUGGGGUUGAAAAAGAUGACCAAGUAUCUCAUCUUACGGCCGCCGACAACAAAUGGAUGGAUUCUUCAAACACCAAACCAAAGGUGCAGCUGGAAUGGAUCAUUAAUGGCACACGAAUGCUCUGCGAGCUCGACGCCGUUCAGAGGCUGCUCGAUGUGUUAAUAAAGCUAUGGGAAAGCGAACAAGAUGUCGAGAUGUCGGAAGAUGGGUCACCGUCCCAGGAUGAGAAACUUGCUUCGUGGAGAUUUCUCAGGCAAAUUGAGGUCAAUCAGACGCUUACAGCGCUGUACCUGAUCAUCGAAACCGGCAGAUGGCAACGCUCAAAAGGCAAUGAUGGAUCCAUGCGAGAGGCUGUUGCUAGCCUCGGACCUUCCAUAUUGACGGUCUUGACAAAGAUGAUCGCCAAGUUGCGCUGGGAAGAAACUUCAUAUAUCCCUCUCCCUAGGAUCGUUCUCCUGUUCUGGAAAACAAUUCUCCUAGUCUUCGGCAACAUGAAGGAACUAGAUGAAAGCAAAGUCGCACUACGUCAAGAUACGGAUAUCAGCGAAAACGAGCACGAUCCGAGCUUCAUUACAACUUCCCCACUCGACUAUCAUCUAUUUCGUCAAGAGAUCACAUCGAAAUAUCCAGCCUACUGCCCUCCUCCGCCUCUAGUCCCGAUCGAGGAAGAGAACAACUCAAUAUUACCGCCCUUACCCAAUCACCCUAGUCGACAAGCCAGCCAAGAGAACCUACGAAUGGCAGCAGGCGCAACCGCCAACGGCGCUGGUAGAUCGAUAUUCCAUCAACCUGUACAUAUUGCGACGCCUGCGCCUUCGCCACCCCCUUCUCCAGCUGGGCCAGGAGGCAAAGGUGGGAAGAAACAAAACUACCAAACGAACCAAAAUUUCCCUUUUUUGUAUCCUCCUUUGGACGGCACGAGUAACACAGUUGGUGGCAAGGGUAAUGCUGAGUUGCAAGAUCAGCUUGUUGGCAAGCGGUGGGAAGGAAGUGAUAUACCAGCUUCCAUAUUGGAAGCUGGGCAGUUGUUCGCCAGCCGCAUGAGGAUGUCGAGGUCGAUUCGUCAACUGUGGGACGUACGAGAGAAAUUCAUAAAGUACGAAAGAGGUUGGAAUCGGUCCAAGGACGAUUACGAUUCACUGCAUGAGGACUCAGAACUCGAGAGUGACGACGAUGACGCAGAGUGUGAAGCUCAAGGGCCGAGUGCUCGUUCAAAGGACGAGGAGCCCAAGCGGGAGAAGGAGACGGAUAAUGAAGAGGUGCAAAGAAGAUUGGACGCUAUCAAUAGCUUUUAUCGUGACAAUUUACCGCACCUGCAGUCUAUAGUGGUUGUUUUCUGGAAACUUGUCUUCAGCCACGUAUCACAUUUGGUCGCUCAAAAUGGUCGAGACGGAUUGCAGAACGGAAUGUCUUUCCCUGACGACGGUUCAAACGAAGCUCAAGGCAAGAGGAGAGCGAACACCAAUUCCUCGGGCAACAUAAGUGGUAUGGCGAACGGUCAGCUUGCGGAAAAUGAGGAUGUCACCGAUCCCGUUGUCGAAGAGCUGAAUGCGUUGAGGUCUAGAGAAAUAACAACGAAGGCUGUGUCUGGUAUCCUGCUGAUACUCUUGAAAUGGUUCAAGCUGUCCCACAUACUCAAAUACGAAUACAUGACCCAGCUUCUGCUAGACGCAAACUACUUGCCACUGGUCCUCAAGCUCUUCGCUCAUCAAGACGUUGACAGAGCGGUCGACCAGAAAAAUGACCGCGAAGAUCUCGACUUCUUCUAUUUCUGCCACCUCAAUUCUAAACACCCUCCAGUAUCUCCACCGCAACCCGCCCUCUCACCUUCUACCUCCAGCGACGACGAAGCCGCCCCUCCACCCAUUCUCAAGCAUCGCCGCAGCCUUUCUGAAACUCCACCGCCAACCCCACCGCGACCAGCCGCCCGCCCCGAAGUAGACGAACUCGGCUACCCUACCUCUGGCGCCCUACCGCAAACACCCCUAACGAACUACGCGCCUCGCUUCUUCCUCACCAACAUCAACCUCCUCCGUCUGCUUCAGAAAAUUACCAAGCGCAAAGCCCAUCGCGCAUUGUUGCUUGUACAGUACAAAUCUAGUACCAUAUUGCGCAAAGCGCUCAAGAUACCCCAACCAGACCUCCGUCUUUACACCCUCAAAUUAUUCAAAUCGCAAACACCGUACUGCGGUAGAAAAUGGCGACAGACCAACAUGCGUGUCAUCACUGCCAUAUACCUACACUGUAGGCCUGAGUUGCGCGAUGAGUGGUUAUGCGGUGGGGAUGUGGACGGCGUGGUUGAGGAAGCGGUGCCAUUGGAGCAGGCGGGGAGGAGUCUGGUUCAUUGGUGGCACUUGAGGGAGUUUAGGGGGGGUCAUGGAGGGGAAUGGAGAGGGCAAGGGUGGUGA
Messenger RNA from Letharia columbiana, 3102 nucleotides. RefSeq lists its product as uncharacterized. Bases 1 to 3102 code for a protein of 1033 amino acids. The record is from RefSeq and is a predicted model, not a curated record. The transcript has 7 exons. NCBI's taxonomy places the organism in Eukaryota, Fungi, Ascomycota, Lecanoromycetes, Lecanorales, Parmeliaceae. Gene Ontology annotation, biological process: cytoskeleton organization. Gene Ontology annotation, cellular component: cytosol.